This is a messenger RNA of Anas platyrhynchos (mallard), 3232 nucleotides long. Its product is annotated as C-C chemokine receptor type 8. Gene Ontology annotation, molecular function: C-C chemokine receptor activity; C-C chemokine binding. Gene Ontology annotation, cellular component: membrane; external side of plasma membrane. The record is from RefSeq and is a predicted model, not a curated record. Gene Ontology annotation, biological process: cell chemotaxis; immune response; positive regulation of cytosolic calcium ion concentration. NCBI's taxonomy places the organism in Eukaryota, Metazoa, Chordata, Aves, Anseriformes, Anatidae.
CUGCUCUUCCUGGGCUGCCCAGAUGCCCCUGGGGUGGGACCAAGACUUAAAUGUGCCUUUCCCCUGCUGGAGGGUGUCCUGGCCAUUGGAGCAGACUCUGGUGGGGGCCUCUCCAUGGGGACACCUCCAGCAGACCCCAGAGGACCCCAGGGGGAAGAUGCUCCCUGCUCCCGCACUGCUCCAGCACAGAGCUUUUCAUGUGAUUUCAUGGCUUGCUGUAAAAUCUGCAGUUCAACGCCAGGACCCCACCUCAGGAGAAGCCAGCUGGCAGCCACAGCCACCGGGGAGACCGCAGCCUUCAUGUAUGGAAAGGCACGGUCCAGAAAACUGGGCUCUGUGUGUAGCUGAGCCCUCGGGAAGGGGGGAAGCCCAAAACGCUGUCUCCGUGCCAGGCUCCGCUCCUGCUGCCCGUACAGCCCCCGUGGCCAGCAGCUGCUGGCCCUGCCAAAAGCUGCUCCGGCUGCCCGCUGCCUCCACACAGCUCCUGCACCACGAGGAGGAGGAGGAGAAGGAGAAGAAGGAGGCUGAAGCAGAGCUGACAGGGAGGCCAUAGUUUGGGACCAUUGACUGAAGAUAUACCAAAAAACAGUUUUGUAUUAAGAGCAUCUCUGGCUUGUGAGUGACUCCCAGAUGCAGACAGGGCUGAAUUUUUAACAGGAGGUGGCUGUGAGACAGGGGAUUUUUGCAAACUUGCAUGAAAAGCUCCAAACCCUUCUCUGUGUCUCAAAACCUUAUCUGUUAACUGGCAGCUGCCCAUCCAACACCUGCUAUCACCAAAACCACCAGCGAUGGACUAAACGUCCUGGGAACUCACAAGCCUGAGAGAGGACAAGGACACGGCAGAAGGGGACCAGGGGCGACUGAGAGCGUGAAGACUUCUUGCUGCUCUGGAUUGAAACCAUAAACAUUUAAUCUGCUGCUCUUGAAAGUAUCAGGAGUCCGAGAUGAAUCCCACAAGCCAUUUUGUCGAAACAACAGAGUACGCCUAUGGAUACGAUGAAAACACUGCUCCAUGCAAUGAAGGAAACAGCUUUCACAGGUUUAAGUCCCUCCUCCUGCCCAUCCUUUACUGCCUCGUGUUUGUCUUCUGCCUUCUGGGAAACUCCUUGGUGCUUUGGGUUCUCCUGACCAGGAAGAAGCUGAUGACGAUGACUGAUGUCUGCCUGCUGAACCUCGCAGCCUCUGAUCUCCUCUUCGUUGUGCCUCUCCCUUUCCAAGCCCACUACGCUGCAGAGCAGUGGGUUUUUGGCAACGCUAUGUGCAAGAUAAUGGCUGGCAUUUAUUACACAGGUUUUUACAGCAGUAUUUUCUUUAUAACCCUCAUGAGCAUAGACAGGUACAUAGCAAUUGUCCAUGCCGUCUAUGCCAUGAAGAUUCGGACGACCUCCUGUGGCAUAAUUAUCAGUUUAGUCCUGUGGCUGGUGGCUGGCUUGGCUUCUGUGCCCAACAUCGUGUUCAACCAGCAGCUGGAAAUCGAGCAGUCUAUGCAGUGUGUCCCCACGUACCCCCCUGGCAGCAACACCUGGAAGGUUGCAUCUCAGUUUGCAGCCAAUAUCUUGGGCCUCUUGAUUCCCCUCAGCAUCCUCAUUUGCUGCUACGCCCAGAUACUGAAAAACCUGCAAAAGUGCAAAAAUCGGAACAAGAUCAAGGCAAUCAAGAUGAUUUUCAUCAUCGUCAUUGUUUUCUUCCUCUUCUGGACCCCCUUCAAUGUUGUGCUGUUCCUGGACACCCUGCAGAGCCUGCACAUCAUCAAUGACUGCCAGGCCAGCAACCGGAUCGCCCUGGCCCUGCAGCUGACGGAAACCAUUUCCUUCAUCCACUGCUGCCUCAACCCCGUGAUCUACGCCUUUGCUGGGGUGAUGUUCAAAGCCCACCUGAAAGGACUGCUUCAGUCCUGUGUCCGUGUCUUCUGGAGCCCUGCCAGGGGUCCUGGGGCCACUCAGUCAUCUUCAGUGCCCAGCCAGCUCUCUGCCUGCUCCGACAGCGCAGUGAUGAUCUGAGCCCACCCGAGAUCCCUUUCCCCCAAGCACCGCACAGCCCCUGGGGCUGCACCACGUGUGCAGUGUCCCCGCAGGGUGACCCAUGUGCCUGUGCUGCCUUUUGGGAUGUGCUGCCCGAUACGGCACAAUAAGCAGCAAUGUGAGCUUUCAAAGAGCACCAGUGUGUUUGUAAAAUGGUGAUCCUACACGCUUGUCACGUGGUGAUCUUUAAUUAGAUCACUUUUAAUACAUUUCAGCAAACAGGAUGCUUCCUCUCCUACUUGUUUUCUCCCUUGUUGAAAGCAUUGCUCCUGCCUCACUCCCAGCUAUGCUCUGCUUUGCAGAAGCUGCUCCCUGCAUGAAGCCCUGAGUCCCUGGGGCAGUCCCAACUGGCCCUGAGUCCCAAAUCCCUUGGAGAAGGGGACAGGUAUGGGAUGGAUUCACAUUGCAAAGAGGGGCUGGCGAUGGUCCCCCCUUUGCCUCCACUCCCAGAUGGAGAGGUCUUCUUGUGUGGGGGUCCAUCAGGUUGCUGAGGGACGCUGGGGCAUCUGCUGCCACCCAUAGCAGCCCUUGGUGGCCACGUCUUCAAGAACAGCAGAGCAGCACCUCCAGGUGCCCCCUGUAUCUGCCACACAGAGAAGCACAAACACUUGUGUAAGGUCCAUCGAAGCAGCCUCACCAUCUGUGUCCCCUCUGGAGGCGUGGGCCCUCCAACCCUGUGCCCCAGCAUUUGCUGUUCAGUGUAAAUAUCACAAAAUGGAACAUAGCACAUAGGCUCUAUCGCUCUUUUUUCCCCCCAUACAUUUUUUUCUGCCAUUUUAGAAAUGUUUCCUUUGAAUACAGGUAUUAAUUGCAUUUUUGUAUUUCUCAGCUCCUGAAAGGUUUUCUAAUGACUCCCAAGCUUAGAUGAAGCUAAUGAAAGGAUACUUUUACUGUUGUUUUUUUUUUGAACCGGUAUCCUGUAAAAUACAUCUAAUGGAAUUCAGAGGUGUCCUGCGUCUUUUCAGCAAAAGAAGUGAUGUCUCCAGCUCUCUGCUAAGGAAGAUUUGCUCUCAAAAUCCCAAUAAAAGUUCACUGUGGAAAAAACAGCAUUUAUGUUGAGGUCAUUUUUCUGUAAAUAAAAAUGUUAAAGUUAACCAAGAAGGCAUCUGAAACUGUGGGAAAAACACAGCCUGGGUAUUGUUAAAGACCGAAUUUUCUAAGCUACUAAAAUAUAUAUUCUGUUUAUUCAAUUGUAGCUUUCCUUCUGAAAA